This is a messenger RNA of Cladocopium goreaui, 2949 nucleotides long. NCBI's taxonomy places the organism in Eukaryota, Dinophyceae, Suessiales, Symbiodiniaceae. The record is from the annotation of a GenBank genome assembly.
AUGGAGCAGCUCGCAUCUCUCCGGAAUUGCUUGGAGCCUCCUGCAGCGACGGGCAAGAGGGAUAGCCACAGGCACCACAGGCCUGCCCAAAUCUGCACUGAUGGCCAUGCAAUGGAUGCAGUCAAAGAAGUUGCACAGUCUUCUCUCUCCAGCCAGAGCACCGCAACUACAGCGGUUGGGUGGAGCGCAGGGCUUCACGAAUACUUUGUGCGGUGUGGUUCGGCUACCACUACUGAAUUCCCUUCGCCAGUUUCAUCAAAGUCUGACGACUCUGACCGAGCUGAAGAGCUUGGCGAGCUGGGUGAGCCCUUUGGAGUGCUGCAAUUUGGAGCUCGUCUUUCACGCAAGGAGAGGGCUCUGGAGUUACAGCAGUCUUUGCUGCAGGCUUUCACAUCACCAGGUUUUCAGAAGAAGUUGCACGUGAUCUCCAGAAGAUACCAAGCCUGCCAAGGAAAUGAUGCCGGCUGCUGGUCUGACUUCAAGAAACUCGUCCGAUCCUAUCAGGCUGAAAUCAUACCACACUAUGGCUUUGAGGCAUCCGGUCGAGGUGUUCAUGACAUGCUGCAAGCCUUCAAAGCCUUUGACAGCGAUCCUGACAUCUAUGUCAACGCUGCUGCAAUCAACGAGGCACUUUUCAGCACCAUUCAGGUGGAUGGAUCUGAUGGCAAAGAUAGUCAUCCAUGUAUAGGGUUUGGUCGCAAGCCUGUGACGAAAGUUGCCAUUAUGGAGAUGCUGCAGAGCCUGAUUAUUGCAUUCAGUGGUCCUUCCUUUCAAGAGGAGAUCAGAAAACUGAAGGCAAGGGCAGACUGCAACGUGAGGUAUGAAGAUCCAAAAGGCUAUUACCAUUUACCCGGGAGGGCAGACCUCGCCCUACCCAAGCAGCGACAAACGCUGAAGAGUUUUGGCUUCAGACCAACCAAGCAAGGUGUGCACGACAUGGUUCGUGCUUGUGUGCCGUACCUCUCAGAUCCGGAAGUGGCUAAGACUUUUGAUGCAGUCAACAUGAAGCUUGGCAUGUCUGCAGUCGCGGCCCGCCGCUUUCGAGACCUUGCAACGCGCUUAUCGUGGCUCGAUCUCCGGAAUUCGAACAGCUCGCGGCUCAGCGUUUUGGAGGCGGAGAAUGCUCGAAGUAAUCCGGGCGACACCAUUUUCAUUGUGAGGGAUGUCUGGCAGAAGCAGCCACAUCAUAACGAGCAGCGAUAUGAUGCAGGCCAAGUGCGAUCACCGUGUCAAGAAGGAGACUCUGAUUCAGCUGUCAUGAUAUGGAUGGCGCGCGUUUGGCGCUUCAUCAGGAACAAAAUCGUGGCUAGUCUGUCACACUUUGCAAGGUUUGACUUUGCAUUGGUGUCUGACUUGGACAAAGCAUCCAGAGACUUGAAGGAGUUCAAAUGGCACGCCUGGUUUCGACGAGGUGCUCUGACUUUCGAGUCUGGGACUGGUUUGUACAGGUUGGACUGGUUCAAUACCUCGCGACUCGAGAGCACUUUGUCCGUGAAAAACCGUAGCAUGGAGCUCAGUGAGUUGGUGCGCUAUGAGGGCCGGCUUUUUGCUUUCUGCGAUAUUACGGGAGUGGUUUUUGAAGUGGAUCCAGCUGGUUCGCAAGCUGUUCAGAGGCUAAUUCUGUCGGACGGCAAUGGCAGAUCUGCCAAGCCUUUCAAAUCAGAAUGGGCGACCGUGAAGGACGGCUUCCUGAUCGUUGGGAGCAUGGGCCGUGAAUGGGUCGGGGAUGAUGGACGCAUCCAGCACUACAAUCCACAAUGGGUUAAGCAAAUAGACCGGAACUGGCAUGUUGAAAGCUUGGACUGGCGAAAGACCUUUGAAGCUAUGCGGGCGACCGUUGGGGUUCGGAGUCCAGGCUACCUCUGGCACGAAGCCAUCAUUUGGGACUCAUUGCUGAAACGCUGGAUAGUUUUACCUCGAAAGGCCAGCUUGGAAGCGUAUAGUCCGGUGGCUGAUGAGACCCGCGGCACAAAUCUACUCCUCUUGGCGACUGAAGAUUUCUCCAUCAUAGACCAGCUACGCAUAGGCCCGCUGGAGCCUGAUUGGGGCUUUGCGGCUGUUCGGAAGGUGCCAGGUACUAACGACACUUUUGCCGCCCUCAAGGUUCUGGAAGUUGGCUCACGCACAGCCACGAAAAUCUGUGUGUUUGAUCUUAAAGGGAACAUGCUACUAGAGCCAGCCUUCCAAGAAGUAGACGAACAGAAAUUUGAAGGCCUGGAGUUCACAGAUGAGCUGCAGAGCGGACCUGCCGUGGCGCCAUUCACGUACUUGCUUGGAUCCACGGAGGACCAACACAAGAUUGUUGUGCAAGUCUGUGGGAGCUUCUGGAUGCACUUCCGUCAGCAUGGUGCCAAGAGGCUGUCCUCAGUUGCUCGUGAUCCUUGCGACGAAUUGCGGGAUGGCCUGCUGGCCUUGUGGGCGGAAGACUUGGGAGACCAUCGGGGGCAAGCUUGGAAGGAGUUGCUAUUGGGUGGCAUUACCCUGCAGCAGCGUGCAGGAACUCCCCAAGAUGACUAUGCGAAACUUUGUGAUCGAACAUCCCCCUUUGACUCUGCCAUCAGGCGUGAUGUGCACAGAACACUUCCGCAAGAAGAGCUCUUCCGAGAGCGGCAGGGCAAGGGGCAAUUGGCUUUGUUCAGGACCUGUACCGGCCAAACUUUCCGAAGCUGGGAGUCGCUCGUGCUGAAGGUCAUCAUUUGGCAAUUCGAUCGCAUUGUGGAGGGAUUCCUUCCCAAGGUUCAUGAGGCACUGACAAUGCACGGAGUCAAUUCAGAAUACUACGCCAUUCAAUGGAUCAUCGUGCAGAUUGGUUUGGCAUUGUUGUGCGAUAUCCAGGAUGAGCUGGAACGAAUAGACACGUGCCUCGACUUGAGAUGCACAGAAUGUCAUAAAAUCCAGGUGCGGCCACAGUGUGCUGGUAGGGCAGCGACGCAAAUGGCGUUUCUCUGA